Messenger RNA from Nicotiana tabacum (common tobacco), 476 nucleotides. NCBI's taxonomy places the organism in Eukaryota, Viridiplantae, Streptophyta, Magnoliopsida, Solanales, Solanaceae. The record is from RefSeq and is a predicted model, not a curated record.
UUUUGUUUGUUUUCUAUUGUUAUAACUUUGGGAAUUUAGAGAUUGAAAUCCUUGCUAUUGAUUUUCGAAUGAAAAGGAUUUCAAAUCUCAAUUCCCAGUUAGACUUGAAAUAAUAAUCAAAAAGCAAAAUGGCUUUUUCAGGAAGCCAACAGAAAUGUAUAGCUUGUGAAAAAACUGUUUAUAUUGCAGAGAUGAUAUCUACAAAUGGUGUUGUUUAUCAUAAUACAUGUUUUAGGUGCAAUCAUUGCAACGGAAAGCUUGCAUUGAGCAAUUAUUCCACCCUAGAUGGAGUUUUAUAUUGCAAGCCUCAUUUUGAACAAAUCCUCAAGGAGAAAGGAGGCGCCUCCUUGAAGCAUUCUACAUCUUUGGGGAAGCAAAAUGAACUGAACAGAAGCCCUAGCAAAGUUUCGGCUCUCUUUUCUGGUACUCAAGAUAAAUGUGCCGCAUGUAAAAAGACUGUUUACCCGUUAGAAAAG